UGUUCAAUAAAACCAUAAUCAUGUAAUUUAGUCAGGGUUUCUUCAUUCGUUCAUUAAUUCUAAAAAACCUGUUGUCCAUGGUAAACAGGUUUUUUUAAGAAUUAAUAAAUUGUAAAACACACGCGCUCACAGAGUUUUUAUGUAAAGUGGGAAAGGCGAAGUUUAAGAACUGUGGUUUCGGCUGCUCUUUGUCCAGCAGGUAGCCGGUGCCAGGCGAUUUACACACAUUAGCUCAUUUCAGGCGCACGCUGGCUCCAGAUAAGUACUGUCCUUGUCUUGGAGUCGAAGUUACUGCAGGUUCCCCACUGGGAUGUGGCUAUGAAUUCAGGGCUGACCCACGACCCCUUAGGUCAGGAAGGAAAGAAGCAGCCCUCUGGAUUCAGAGGAGACGGAGGCACCUCUGCUGGUGCAAACAGGCUCUGGGUGUCGGGAACCGAGCCUGAAGCGCGGUCUUGUUUGGCCUGCAUGUUGCAGCUGGCAGGUGCAGGCCCGGAGGCCAGCAGGCGAGCUGAAACUCCGUUUAGUACGCAGCCGGUGGGGAGGAGCCAGGUGAGGCAGGCCAGGGACAAGGGCCGAAGCCGGAGGCCAGGGCCGGGGCUGGCGGGCGCAGCGCCCCCUGGGCGUGUAGGUUGGUCUGCGGGUAAGGGCGCGCGCGGGGCAGCGGGGACGCGCGGGCGGUGAGGCCUAAACGCGGGGCUGCGGGAGCCAUGCGGCAGACAAGGAGGAACGCGUCCUCUGAGCCACGCGGGCAGAAGAGGCCUGGGGCCUCAAGGGCUCCCGCCGCCGCUGCCUCGGCUCCCGGCGCCACCCGCGCACGGCGUCCCACGGGCCAAGCGGAGAGCAGGAGCCUGGCGGCGACUUGGAAGUCGUCGGCGAAGCAGCGGCCGAGGCAGUCGCUGCUGGCCCAGGAGGCGGACCCCGGGGAGCCGGAGCCCGCGCUGCUGCCGCCGCCCCCGCCCCCGACCCCGGUGACUCCGACAUCCUCAGGGGCCACGUUGGACCUGGGCGACCAGAGGGAGCGCUGGGAGACGUUCCAGAAGCGGCAGAAGCUCACCUUUGAGGGUGCCGCUAAGCUUCUGCUGGACACCUUUGAGUACCAGGGCCUGGUGAAACACACAGGAGGCUGCCACUGUGGAGCAGUUCGCUUUGAAGUCUGGGCCUCGGCAGACUUACACAUCUUUGAUUGCAACUGCAGUGUUUGCAAGAAGAAGCAAAAUAGACACUUCAUUGUUCCUGCUUCUCGCUUCAAGCUCCUGAAGGUUAGUGCUAAGAGCAGGGUUGAAGAUGCAGAGCCCAUGGGGAGCCGAGAGCAUAACCACGUACACGUUCAACACCCACAAGGCGCAGCACACCUUCUGUAAGAGGUGCGGUGUGCAGAGCU
This is a messenger RNA of Phyllostomus discolor (pale spear-nosed bat), 1381 nucleotides long. RefSeq names its product centromere protein V (gene CENPV). Lineage: Eukaryota; Metazoa; Chordata; Mammalia; Chiroptera; Phyllostomidae. The coding region runs from base 708 to 1361 and encodes 217 amino acids. Gene Ontology annotation, molecular function: carbon-sulfur lyase activity. Gene Ontology annotation, biological process: pericentric heterochromatin formation; positive regulation of cytokinesis; regulation of chromosome organization. The transcript has 4 exons. Gene Ontology annotation, cellular component: nucleus; kinetochore; spindle midzone. The record is from RefSeq and is a predicted model, not a curated record.